Messenger RNA from Cryphonectria parasitica EP155, 3322 nucleotides. RefSeq names its product family 2 glycosyltransferase. The transcript is spliced from 3 exons. The coding region runs from base 68 to 2932 and encodes 954 amino acids. Gene Ontology annotation, molecular function: chitin synthase activity. The record is from RefSeq and is a predicted model, not a curated record. Gene Ontology annotation, cellular component: cell septum; cell periphery. NCBI's taxonomy places the organism in Eukaryota, Fungi, Ascomycota, Sordariomycetes, Diaporthales, Cryphonectriaceae.
CGACGACCAAGAAGAUCUGGGCCUCGGUCAGGGCAAUACCGCAGCCGCUGUCAGGUUGCUAACGUCCAUGGAUGAGGAUAUGUCACCAACUCGACCUAGCCAUCAAGCGCGAGGCUCAUACCAGCCUUCGGUCUUUUCCACACACUCCCAUCACGCCUCGAUCGUUGACCCCCCCAGCAUGCCGCCGCCUGACUCCACCUACGUGCCAUUUCGACGCAACGACGACGACGGCAGUCACGGGUCUUAUAGCCCCACUCGGUCUACCUACGAUAGGAUGUCUCCAGUCUCCCCGACAUACGAGCCGGCUGAUCUCAAUGGCAGUCCCCGGCCCGGAAGCCCCUCAUCUAGAUAUGGGGGCAGCCCCAGGCGUCCUCUGCCUCCCAAGCCUCUGUUCUCUGAUUCAGCUCGAGGCUCUUUCGCCGACGAUGCAACGGUCUCCAUCCCGCUCGGUACUGAAGUUGACCAGGACUUCUUCAGCAGCGGCCCUGAGUCCCCUGACUUGGGCGACAAGAGGAGGCGCGAGUCUUACUUGUCUCAGUCCCAGGAGACACUGAACGAGGAUGAGCUCGAGACCCCAUUCAAUGAGAAGUUUGCGCACUACGGCCCAGCCCCGGCGGGUAGACAGGAGCGCAGGGGAGCGCGGGCUCCGCAGAUGAGCCGGAAGGAAGUUCAGCUCAUCAACGGCGAGCUUGUACUGGAGUGCAAGAUCCCCACCAUUCUGUACAGCUUCUUGCCAAGACGAGACGAGAUCGAGUUCACCCAUAUGCGGUAUACGGCCGUCACCUGCGACCCCGACGAUUUCGUCGACAAGGGAUACAAGCUCCGCCAGAACAUCGGAAGGACUACACGCGAGACCGAGCUGUUCAUCUGUGUCACCAUGUACAACGAGGACGAGAUCGGCUUUACAAGAACGAUGCACGCGGUCAUGAAGAACAUCGCCCACUUCUGCAGCCGCACCAAGUCGAGGACCUGGGGCGAGAACGGCUGGCAGAAGAUCGUCGUCUCAAUUAUCUCCGACGGUCGAGAAAAUAUCCACCCGCGAACGCUCGACGCCCUGUCCGCCAUGGGCGUCUACCAGCAUGGUAUCGCCAAGAACUACGUCAACCAGAGGGCCGUCCAGGCCCAUGUGUACGAGUACACCACCCAGGUCUCACUCGACUCCGACCUGAAGUUCAAGGGAGCCGAGAAGGGUAUUGUCCCCUGUCAGAUGAUCUUCUGCCUCAAAGAGAAGAACGCAAAGAAGCUCAACUCGCAUCGCUGGUGCUUCAAUGCCUUCGGCAAGGCCUUGAACCCGAACGUGUGUAUCCUUCUUGAUGUUGGCACUAAGCCUGGCAGCAACUCGCUGUAUCACCUCUGGAAGGCCUUUGACACCGAUUCCAACGUUGCUGGAGCCUGCGGCGAGAUCAGAGCGAUGAAAGGAAAAUGGGGCUCUAGUCUCCUGAACCCCCUUGUGGCCUCACAAAACUUCGAAUACAAGAUGUCGAACAUCUUGGACAAGCCCCUGGAGAGUGUAUUCGGAUACAUUACCGUAUUGCCGGGCGCUCUCAGUGCGUAUCGGUACCAUGCCCUACUCAACGAUGAGACUGGCCACGGCCCUCUCAGCCAGUACUUCAAGGGUGAAGUUCUACACGGACAGCAUGCCGACGUCUUUACUGCGAACAUGUAUCUGGCUGAGGAUCGAAUCCUCUGCUGGGAACUCGUGGCUAAACGCGGCGAGAGCUGGGUUCUCAAGUAUGUGAAGAACUGCACUGGCGAAACCGAUGUGCCUGAUACUGUACCCGAGUUCGUCUCGCAGCGCCGCAGAUGGUUGAACGGUGCAUUUUUCGCAGCAGUGUACUCGCUUGUUCAUUUCAAGCAGCUUUUGGCAACAGACCACACCGUUGCGCGCAAGGCAUUACUCCUCAUCGAGUCUUUCUACCAGUUCAUCCAGCUCCUCUUCACAUACUUCUCGCUCGCCAACUUCUUCCUGACCUUCUACUUCGUGGCCGGCGGCAUUGCUGAUCCGACGGUGGACCCGUUUCCACACAACUUCGGCAAAUACAUCUUCUACCUCCUCAAAUACACCCUGGUGUUGCUCAUCUGCACUCAGUUCAUCCUGUCGCUAGGAAAUCGACCGCAGGGUGCCAGAAAGCUGUAUCUAGGAUCUAUGGUCACCUACGCCAUCAUCAUGGUUUACACGAUGUUCGCAAGCAUCUACAUCGUCGUCUACGAGAUACGAAAGAGCAACGGCAUUGAUUUCGACAACUCCAUCAUGACCAACAUGAUCCUAUCGGUGCUCUCGACAUUCGGCCUCUACUUUUUCAUGUCGUUCCUGUACUUUGAGCCAUGGCACAUGUUCACCUCUCUUCUACAGUAUUUUAUUAUGCUGCCCUCGUACAUUUGCACACUUCAAGUCUAUGCAUUCUGCAAUACGCACGAUGUCACAUGGGGGACGAAGGGAGACAAUGUUAUGAAGACCGAUCUGGGAGGUGCCGUCGGAAAGGGCUCUACCGUCGAGCUUGAGAUGCCCUCCGAGCAGCUCGACAUUGACUCCGGGUACGACGAGGCUCUGCGUAACCUCCGUGAUCGUGUCGAAGUCCCCAGCUCGCCUGUUUCCGAGAACCAGCUACAAGAGGACUACUACAAGUCCGUGAGGACAUGGAUGGUGAGCACCUGGAUGAUUGCGAACGGCAUCCUGGCCAUGUCGGUUAGCGAGAUCUAUGGCACCGGAGAGGUCGGUAACAACAUCUACCUCGCUUUCAUCCUGUGGAGUGUCGCUGUCUUGGCAGCUUUUCGUGCCCUCGGCUCAGGCAUCUUUGCCAUCAUCAACAUGAUCAAUAUAAUCGUCGAGGGCCGUGUUCGUCUCAGCUUGAAGAUACCAAAGUGGUUGGGCGGUGUCGGCAGUCGGAUCUCUGACACCCUCAGCAGCGUUGGAAGUAGCGUCAGGCGGUAGAUGACAAGGAAGAGGUUGAGAUAUGUUUUUGUAUCUUUGUUCCUCGGUGCCUGUUUCAGGGACAUGUUUUCUUUUUCUUCGAAGCAUUUUUUAUGAUACCGGAAGUGCGCCGACGAGAACGGCGUGCUCUUUGCACAUUGGGACUUGGGGAUCACGGUUGUUUCGGAUUGGGUUGAAGGCGUGAUGGAUAUUACGACUGCCAGGUUAUACGAUGCUGGGCUCUGGUAAACAACAUGGAGACAAAACGGCGAGUACUUAACGCUUUGGGAAACACCAGGAAACAAACGACUCGAGGCUCAUGAAUAGUGAUGGAUGAUAUGGGUGUCAGGGGGGUUUCUCACAGUCUAGCAGUAGAUCAUGUAAACUAAAUGGCAUCAAUCGUUUACACUC